Brassica napus (rape) is the source of this 3622-nucleotide messenger RNA. RefSeq names its product ARM REPEAT PROTEIN INTERACTING WITH ABF2. The transcript is spliced from 19 exons. The coding region runs from base 1219 to 3351 and encodes 710 amino acids. NCBI's taxonomy places the organism in Eukaryota, Viridiplantae, Streptophyta, Magnoliopsida, Brassicales, Brassicaceae. Gene Ontology annotation, molecular function: protein binding. The record is from RefSeq and is a predicted model, not a curated record.
UGAUUUUAUAUAUUAAAGGAUAUGGGCCAAGCCCAGAAACAUUACAAUAAAAGCCCAUACUAAAACUAAACCCAAUAAACCAACUGGGCCCAUAACCUUCCGGCCCAACUUGAGAAACCCUAAUCUCCCACCAGGAGAGAGAGCAGCCGCGUCGAAUGAACAGCUUUUCCAAAGCAAGGACACGUGUUGCCAUCCUCGACAACGAGGGGCACGUGUCACACGGACGACUCAUCUCCACCACCUCUCAUCUUCGCCGGAGAUCCAGCCUUCGGAUCUCUCGGCCAAAACGGAGCACCGCAGCUCCGCCAAACCUCACCUCAAACAUCUUUGGGCCUCUUAAACCGGAGAGCAUCGAUCGCCAUGGCAAGAGCUCCCCCAACACAGUUCACCGCAACCACCCAAAGAAACAAACGCAUGCAACUUGAACCGAUUCCACCGGAGAGCCUCACUCCCUCCGGCCAUAACACAAACAAACCUAAACCUAAGCGAUGAGAAAAAAAUAAACUAAAAGGACGAAACCCUAAAGGACUAGGGGACGAGAUCCGGCGACGCGAAGCUGUGAAAGCCUUCACCCCCCGGGGACUAGAGCCGACGACGACGGAACUAAGGAAGCUUCCCCGCCGCGGAUGCAAAGUCCGGCGAUGACGGAUCUAUGAGAGCCUCCGUCUCCCGGAAACCGAAAAACUCAACUUAACUAUCCCCUCCUUCCCGCAAACCGCGUCGUGACUCCAGAACCACAACCACGCGAUUGUUGGGUGACCAGAGCUCCGACAGACAGAAAUCGGAGGAGAAGAAGAGGAAACAACGACCGGUGAUUUAUUCUGAAGGAAGAAAAGACUCCGGCGGCGGCACGGACGCUCACGCGCCGACCGACCGCCGGAACCCAAAAAUACUCUCUAACUUUCUCUCGCCUUCUGUAUGACCGUUUACUUGUUUCUUUUCUUAAAACCAUAUAAAUAAAGAAAAUGAAAUUUAGCAAAAGUGCACACAACCUGGUUUCCUUUCCGUCCUGGGAUUAUCUUUCCGAUACACAGGCGUAGUUUAGCACAUACUCAUUUCCGGUACCGAGCGCAAAUUAGCUUCACGUGGCAAGAAAAACAUUCAAAAUUAUCAAAGGAGUAAAUCCCCAAAGUACCCCUGUUCUCUCGUCUGCCUUGAUUGAUUUCAAAAAACGUUUCCUCUUCUUCAUCUUCCUUCUCUGAUCUCCUCUUGUUAACGAUGGAGCAACAAAGAGGAAGCCGGAGCUUUCCGGAGCGCAAGGGACAGAAGAGGAAACUAGAGGAAGGACCACCCGCAGAGGAUCCACAGAUCUCUUCCUCAACCACCACCGACGCAGCCCCUCACGCUGCGCUUCUCAGCGAAGUCGCUGCUCAAGUCUCCGUUCUAAACUCCGCCUUCUCCUGGAAAGAAUCCGAUCGCGCCGCCGCAAAGCGCGCAGCUCAAGUCCUGGCUGAGCUCGCCAAAAACGCAGAUGAUUUAGUGAGCGUGAUUGUCGACGGAGGUGCUGUUCCUGCUCUCACGACGCAUCUACAGCCCCCGCCGUACUGUGAAGGAGACUUAGCUCACAAGCCGUUUGAACAUGAGGUCGAGAAAGGAAGCGCCUUUGCGCUUGGUCUUCUCGCAAUUAAGCCAGAGUAUCAGAACCUGAUAGUAGACAAAGGAGCUUUACCUCAUCUCGUGGAUCUCUUGAAGAGAAGCAAAGAUUCCUCCACUUCUCGAGCCCUUAAUAGUGUUAUUAGAAGAGCGGCUGAUGCCAUUACUAAUCUAGCUCACGAGAACAGCAGCAUCAAGACCCGUGUCAGGCUAGAAGGCGGUAUUCCACCUCUCGUGGAGUUGCUUGAGUAUUCUGAUUCCAAGGUUCAGCGAGCAGCAGCAGGGGCGUUGCGAACGCUUGCGUUUAAAAACGAUGAUAACAAGAACCUGAUAGUUGAAUGCAAUGCUCUUCCCACGCUCAUUCUAAUGCUUGGAUCAGAGGAUGCUGCUAUACAUUACGAAGCGGUUGGAGUUAUAGGCAAUCUAGUUCAUUCGUCUCCGAACAUUAAAAAAGAGGUUAUUUCUUCUGGGGCGUUGCAACCUGUCAUUGGUCUUCUCAGCUCAUGUUGCCCUGAGAGCCAAAGAGAGGCGGCUUUAUUACUUGGACAGUUUGCCUCUACUGAUUCUGAUUGUAAGGUUCACAUUGUUCAAAGGGGUGCUGUUCGUCCUUUGAUUGAAAUGCUUCAGUCAGCGGAUGUUCAGUUGAAGGAGAUGUCGGCCUUUGCACUGGGAAGAUUGGCCCAGGAUUCCCACAACCAAGCCGGUAUUGCUCAUAGUGGUGGUUUAGAACCUUUAUUGAAGCUUCUCAGUUCAAGAAAUGGAUCCUUGCAACACAAUGCUGCCUUUGCUCUUUAUGGCCUUGCCGAUAAUGAGGAUAAUGUGUCGGGUUUUAUCAGGGUGGGAGGUGUCCAAAAGCUACAGGAUGAAGAGUUUAUUGUUCAAGCAACUAAAGAUUGUGUCUCCAAAACAUUGAAGAGGUUGGAGGAGAAGAUUCAUGGAAGAGUUCUAAGGCAUCUGUUGUACCAAAUGCGCAUUUCUGAGAAGUCUAUCCAAAGACGAGUUGCUCUCGCUCUUGCUCAUUUCUGUUCACCGGAAGAUCAGAGAACCGUAUUCAUAGAUGAGAAUGGGUUGGAGUUGCUACUUGGUCUUCUUGGUUCUACAAACACUAAGCAGCAACUCGAUGGCGCUGCAGCAUUGUACAGAUUAGCAAAUAAAUCCAUGGCACUUUCUCCAGUUGAUGCUGCUCCUCCUUCCCCAACACAAAGGGUUUAUCUCGGAGAGCAAUAUGUAAAUAGUGCAACGCUGUCUGAUGUAACUUUUCUAGUCGAAGGAAGGAGAUUCUAUGCACACAGAAUUUGUCUGCUGGCUUCUUCAGAUGCAUUUCGCGCAAUGUUUGAUGGUGGUUACCGAGAAAAAGACGCUAGAGAUAUUGAGAUUCCGAAUAUUAAAUGGGAGGUUUUUGAGUUAAUGAUGAGGUUUAUAUACACUGGAUCAGUCGACAUAACAAUUGAGAUAUCACAAGAUCUUCUGAGAGCAGCGGAUCAGUAUCUCUUGGAGGGUCUGAAGCGACUCUGUGAAUACACAAUUGCUCAGGAUAUAACGUUGGAAAACAUAGGAAGCAUGUACGAUCUCUCAGAAGCAUUCCACGCGAUGUCGCUGAGGCAAGCUUGUAUAUUGUUCAUCCUGGAGCAUUUCGAAAAACUGAGUUCAAUGCAUGGGCAGAACGAGCUGGUGCAGCGAACAAUACCAGAGAUAAGAGAGUACUUCUGUAGAGCUCUAACAAAAUCUACUACAAACCUGCAAAGCCUGAGGUUGUAGAAUGUGGAGGAAGGAGGCUGCACCUAACUAGAGAGGCAAGUAGACAAGGACUAUCUAUAUAUAGAGAGAGCCGCUAUUAGAGUUGGUCUUUAUCAUCCUGUCCUAUCUUGAUUUGUUUUAGUAAUUUUCUGUGCGUUUGGUUCAAUCUUAGCCAUUGUAUUAUAUUAUUAAUCUCUUCUGAUAACAGUCGGUCUUCAAAGAAACCGCCACUUUUGUAUCCAAAACACCAUAUUAUGGUGAAACUUCCAUUAUUCAAUCCACUGUCCAACAA